GGAAGGGGCGUGGUCCCGCUCGGUGGGCGUGGCCUCAGCCGCGCUCCGGUCGCCCGUGGAGACCCCGGGAGCGGCGCUCGGAUCAUUACACUGAUAAAAUCAAGGCAAGCUGGACAGGGAGCAAGUCUGCCUAUGUAGGGUGCAGUGGACAUCUCUGUGCAAAAGCAGCUCAGGGUGCUGUGCUGCCUUCUGGAAUAACAACCCCCUUUCUUUCCAAGCAGAACUUUUCUGCUGCACUGACAAUGUCUGGCAAAGGAGCCACCACGACCAACAACAUUGCCCAGGCACGCAGGACCGUGCAGCAGCUCAGGAUAGAAGCCUCCAUCGAGAGGAUAAAGGUGUCCAAAGCCUCAGCAGACCUGAUGCUGUACUGUGAGGAGCACGCCAAGAAGGACCCCCUGCUGAUGGGAAUCCCAGCUUCUGAGAACCCUUUCAAGGACAAGAAAACCUGCAUUUUGUUAUAGGGCAGGGGCAGCUCCUCCUGCCCAGCCCCUGCCAGCCCUUGGGCAGGGCCAAGCACCACCACUGCCCCAGGCACCUGCACCCCACGGCUGCUCCUGAGCAUUCCCUGAGCUUCCCUGAGCAUUCCCUGAGCUCCCUGCUGAUCCCUGGCUCUGUUAGGGUUUUUUCUGACUCAAUCCCUGUCUCUCCUGGCCAAGGGAAUGAGCUCCAGGGUCUCUGCCUGGGGGGUCCUGGUGGCAUUUGCCAACUCCAACACGACCAAAGUUGCCUGAGCUUUGCAGGUAAAGCAAAGCUGUAGAGACCUGAUGGAAUCACUGGGUUUACAUUUUUUAA
Molecule: messenger RNA, 795 nt
Organism: Ficedula albicollis (Collared flycatcher)
Lineage: Eukaryota; Metazoa; Chordata; Aves; Passeriformes; Muscicapidae
Gene: GNG12
Product: G protein subunit gamma 12
Exons: 4
Coding region: 243-464 (73 amino acids)
Biological process (GO): G protein-coupled receptor signaling pathway
Cellular component (GO): heterotrimeric G-protein complex
Molecular function (GO): G-protein beta-subunit binding
Source: RefSeq, a predicted model, not a curated record